CAUCUAGCUUAGAACUCUUAAUUUAUCUCACCGCCUCCCUUCAAGCUGCAGACUGAAAGAAAGAAAUCAACUUGCUCAAGAGUUAAAGAACAAGAGAGCCAAAAUACUCCAGGAUGUUCCGUGGUGUGCUAUGUAUUCUGUUCCUACAAUUAUUUCACCAGAUCCAACCCCAGACAUUGAGAACCUGUUUCUUGUCCCCCAGACCAACAAGUGUUUGUGACCCAACAGAAAGAUAUCGAACAAUCACAGGAUCCUGUAAUAAUAUUGACAAUCCAACCUGGGGGAUGCCGGGCUCUCAAUUACACAGGCUGGUUAGCUCAGCAUACAGUGACGGAAUAGGGGAGCCAAGAGGAGGGUAUAAUUCAAGAACACUUCCUAAUCCAAGAUAUUUGUCCCAGAGGAACCAUCCUGACAAUGAUAACCCUGACACCAGGUUUACGCAUAUGGUGAUGCAGUUUGGACAGUUUCUUGAUCAUGAUAUAACAGUUACCCCGAAGGAUGAAACCCUGGACUGUUGCAAGGAUACCACGAAUGAUUCAAAAUGCUUCAUAAUUCAAAUACCACCGAGAGACAGAUUUUAUUCUUGGGUUAAUCAUACUGUAACUUGUCUAAAUUUGGUCCGAUCUACUCCAUUAUGCCAGACACCUCAACGUGAGCAGUACAACGGAAUAACCUCGUAUAUUGACGCCUCUACAGUUUACGGAAGUGAAGUCGGACAUGCUGCUUUUAUCCGGAAGUAUGAAGGGGGCGAACUAAUGGAAAAUGAUGUGACAGGACAACUACCAACGAAGGAGCAGUUGAAUCUUCGCCCUGACAUUAACAGGUUAAGAAAGGAACGUCAGAUAGAUUUUGUAUCUGGAGACGAGAGGACCAAUGAGCAUCCAUUCCUCACUUCCAUGCAUAUCGUCUUCCUUAGAGAACAUAACAGGAUUGCUCGUGAACUACGUAAACAUCUGCCAACCUAUCUCCAGCAGGACGAAUUCAUUUAUCAGGAAUCAAGAAGACUAGUUGGAGCCCAGAUGCAGAAUAUAGUUUACGGAGAGUUUCUGCCUACAAUCCUAGGAGCUAAAUAUAUGAAGAAAUAUAAUCUACUAGCAGAGGAUUCUUCGCAGUACGACCCUAGAGAAAACCCAAGCGUUAUUCAUGCAUUCACAGUAGCAGCCUUUAGGUUUGGACACUCCAUGAUAAAUUCCAUGUUUAUGCUAAAGUCCGGAAAACAUGAUUCAACUGACCCACAUACAUUCUUUUGGAGACUUAGGGAAAUAUUUGAUGGUCAGACUGUUGGUGGAUCUCGUCUUCCCUUGGAGAAUAUGCUCGAAGGAUUAUGUUCCCAGAUGCCUCAAACCGUGGAUCCAUUCUUCUCUACCGAGAUCACAAACCAUCUUUUCCAAAAAAAUAAAAAACAAGAAAAUUUUGGUCAAGAUCUCCUAGCGAUCAAUGUACAGAGAGGCAGAGAUCAUGGAAUACCGGGAUAUAAUGCAUACAGAAAAUACUGUGGUUUGUCUCCUAUGACUGACUGGACGAACAAACCAAGUGAACUAAGCGAAGAGUAUUGGCUACAGCUCAAGGAUGUGUAUGAUAAAGUUGAUGAUAUUGAUCUGAUGGUGGGCGGAGUAGCUGAGACUAAUGUCAAGGGCGGAGCAGUCGGACCAACAUUUGCCUGCAUAAUUGGAGAACAGUUUAAGAAGUUGAAAUAUGGAGAUAGAUUUUUCUAUACUCACCAACCAGACUCAUAUCAUUCUAAGGGGUUGUCAGCUGUUUCUAAAUCCUAUGUACUGGAGCGUACUCUUGGCGACAUCUUGUGUGAAAACUCGGAAAUAGCCGAGGUUCAGCAAUGGGUCACCCUUCAACCUGAUAAUCAGUUUAACAAGAUGGAACUCUGCAGUAGUCGGGCUAAGAUGGACCUGAAAGCCAUUGCGAAGGAAAUUACGGACGAGGCAGAAAGAAAACCAAGGCUUGUUGAAGAGGAAACCAGCAGAUUGCCGCGUGGCUCUAAGCGCAUAGGCCGCAAAAUGCAUCCAGAAAGUCGUCUUUGUUUUGAGGACGGAUGCUCAAAUCUUGUCUAACCAUAUUGACAACAAAUUGAUUCAUCGUUGGCAUUAAACAUGACUAUAUUCUGUAUCAAUAUAUCAAAAAGAAGACAUUUUAUAUUU
Messenger RNA from Eurytemora carolleeae, 2153 nucleotides. RefSeq names its product chorion peroxidase. Gene Ontology annotation, molecular function: peroxidase activity; heme binding. Lineage: Eukaryota; Metazoa; Arthropoda; Copepoda; Calanoida; Temoridae. Bases 114 to 2066 code for a protein of 650 amino acids. The record is from RefSeq and is a predicted model, not a curated record. The transcript has 28 exons. Gene Ontology annotation, biological process: response to oxidative stress.